Molecule: messenger RNA, 606 nt
Organism: Leptopilina heterotoma
Lineage: Eukaryota; Metazoa; Arthropoda; Insecta; Hymenoptera; Figitidae
Product: general odorant-binding protein 56a-like
Exons: 5
Coding region: 112-501 (129 amino acids)
Biological process (GO): sensory perception of smell
Molecular function (GO): odorant binding
Source: RefSeq, a predicted model, not a curated record
GGGACGAUAUAUAUAAAAGUGAAAUGAGAAGCACACGUUCAAUAUUAAGUAACAUUUUGGCUGUUCAGGAUUAAACUCUCAAUUCCAAAAGAGACACAAUAUUCUUUCAACAUGAACGCCAUUCUUGCCAUCCUUGCACUUUGCGUCGUUGCUGUCUUUGCCGAUUUCAAGGAAGAGUACGAUCAACACAGGGCCGUUUGUAUUACUGAAAGUGGAGUAAGUCCAGAUGCUGUGAAAAAUGCCAGGGAAGGAAAAAUUGAUGAGAACGAUAAUAAAUUGGCCUGCUUUUAUUCCUGUUUAUUGAAGAAGUUUGGCAUUAUGACCGCGGAAGGAACAAUUGAUGAAGAAGUUGCUCGCUCAAAAAUUCCGGCUUCGAUUCCAAAGGAGAAAGUUGACUUUGUUCUCACCAAGUGCAGUGGACUGAAGGGACAAAAUGAAUGCGCCACUGGAAUGAAAGUAAUGAAGUGCUAUUUGGAAAAUAAAACUUUCACCCUUGUUUAAACAAAGAUAUAUAUUUUUUUUUUAAUCUCAUCGUCUUUUGUAUACCUGCCAACAUUGUAUCAAAUCUAAAUAAAAAAAAAACUUUCUAAAAAAAUUAGAAACAAA